UUAUAUGAAGAUAAAUAUCGCAGUAGUCGGGGUACCAGGGCAUCGUGUACUUGUGUUACUGUGUACUGUGUCUCGGAGAGGAAAUCUCGCAGUCUUGCGACGGACGAGCGCCUGCAUCGCUCCAAUUUUCCAAUUCCGCAUAAUACGUGAUAAUCACCAGCAUCCGUACCACUUCGUGACACUUUAAACUAAGAUAAUAAAGUUUUCUGAUGCCAAGAUGGACGUGGAAGCCGCUCGAGAUGAUAUUAGUGUCGAAGAUGGGAGUUUUAUUGUUUACACUGAUAUAUAUUACUCAGUUAAACGAUCAAGGAGUUUUUGGCGGAAGAAACCAUGUGUAACAGAAGACAAUAUCAAUGAUCCAAAUGUCAUACUCCGGGGAGCAUCUGGUGCCCUCAGACCUGGGCGGAUGACCUUCAUCCUAGGCCCUUCAGGAGCCGGCAAGACCACACUACUCAAAAUACUGGCUGGAAGAAAAAAGACGGGUGUAUCUGGAUGUUUGUACGGUGCAGGUCGCAGCUCCGUGCUGGUGGCUCAGGACACCACGCUCAUCGACACCCUCACUGCUGGAGAGACGCUGCAAUUUGCUGCCAGUCUCAAGCUACCCAAUGUUUCGCAAAGAGAAAGGACAAAUGCGAUCACGACAGUCACUAAGCAGCUAGGUAUACACGAAGUCCUGAAAACUAGAGCUGGUAGACUGUCAGGUGGAGAACGGAAGAGGCUGAUUAUAGCCUGACGUCGAUAUCUCAAGACCUACAAUAGGCACAUUUAUGAAAUUUUGUAUUUUAGAUAAAUAAAAUAGAUGGAUGAGCCUACCAGUGGAUUAGACGCUGUCUCCUCACUGUCCGUGGCUCGAGCUCUUCACACAGUGGCCCGCAGUGGACGCACCAUAGCAUGCGUUCUCCAUCAACCUUCGUCACAACUCUUCAACAUAGCUGAUGACGUCAUAGUGCUGGCUAAUGGCCGGACGCUAUACGCGGGAGCCAUAGCCGACAUUCCCAGUGCAUUGACUAGAGCAGGCUUCAUAUGCCCACAGUAUUAUAAUAUAGCUGAUUAUUUGUUAGAAGUAGCAAGCAACGAGCACCCUGGUGACAUGAAUCUCUUGGAACAAGAAGCCAACAGCUACGCUCACGAGAUGAGCAAGAUUGCCAGAAACGAAAUAUGCAAUGGAAAAGGAACAGAUUUAUCCCCGGAAUCGGUAGCUCUCUUGAACCCCAGCCCUACACCUUCGAAGGGAUACGCCGCCAGUGGGUGUCAGCAGCUCAGGGCCCUUCUAUGGAGAUGUUACAAAGGAGUCGUCAGAGAUGUUUACUUGACACAGAUUCGACUGCUAUGCCACUUCGUCGUGGCAUUACUGCUGGGUGCUUUAUACUACGGCGCCGGCGCUGACGCGGGCCGAAUGAUGUCAAACACUGGAUGUCUGUUCUUCUUCCUGCUGUUUCUCUUCUUCUCGAAUGCCAUGCCUACUAUACAUACAUUCCCUGUGGAAGCCAAAGUGGUCCUGCAUGAACACUUGAACAAGUGGUACUCAUUGCCAGUUUACUGCGCUUCCAAAAUCAUUGUGGACUUACCUAUACAAUUACUAUGUGCGACAGUAUUCCUAUUCCCGGCCUGGAUUUUGACUGCACAACCUCUAGAACCUGAGCGCAUGGCGUUAGCAUGGCUGACGUGUGCACUAGUCACUAUACUAGCUCAGACAUUCGGAUUCGUUGUUGGCGCGUCAUGUGGGAUGAAGCUGGGGCUGUUCGUGAUUCCAGCCGCAAACAUUCCAAUGCUGAUGUUCUCCGAGUUCUUCAUUCCAUACCGUGAGAUGCCAGUAUACCUUCGACCCUUCGCCACUAUCUCCUACUUCCGAUACGCAUUCGACGCUUUCCUAGAAACCGUAUAUGGCAUGGAUAGAAAAAAACUGCCGUGCUAUGAAGUAUUCUGCAUGUUUAAGAAUCCUGCCAAACAUCUAGAGUUCCUAGGUCUUUCUAGAGACUUACAUGCGGAUUAUUUAGCUUUAGUACUAUGGAUAGUUUUGUUACAAAUAGCUUUAGUUGUCGUUUUACUACUACGGGUAUAUAAGGCUUGCAGAUAGAUGAAAUGUUAAUGUUUAACUAGAAUAAUUUUGAAAAGGUUUACUUGCAAAAUCUCACCGUGAAAGAACAUUUUAAUGAUGUUAAGUCGCAAAAUGGUGUGUCAUGUAAAUAACGUAUAAGUUGACCUGUCUACUUUGAUUCUCUCUAUAGUCUCUCAUAGAGUACCCUUAGUAUGAGUUUGCGCUUUCGGCGCUCUGAUUGGCUGGCUCGAAUAAACCAACCAAUCAGAACGCCGAACGCGGUCUCGUUUCGAUUACUUUAAACGUAAAACAAACUCGUACUAGGGGUAUUGAGCACGCAAUGAACAACAAUUAAUACUUAUGUUGAUCUGAUAAGAGUAGAAGUACUUAUAGGUACAAAUAUAGAUAGAUAGGUAAGAAAAUAUAUAAAAUUUUAUUAUUUUGUAAGAAUGUUUGUUUUGUAAUGAAUUGAAUGAAACUUAAUAGUGAGAUGUAUUUAUUUUAAUUUUCUUUUUUAUUAUAUGACUUAGCAGAAAUAUUUUAGGUAUGUAUAAGUUUUCUUUGUAACAUCAAGGGAAAGGUUAGAUUUUUAAACAGUUAUUUCAGAUAAGGAUAUGGAAUAAAUGAAGGUGCUAAGCAAAAUCGACAAAAAAUAGUCAGCCGUAAUGCCUACUUGAUAAGGGAAGCUGUGGGCCUAAUUAUAUACCUACCUUUAAAAAAAUAUCAGCUGUAAUGCCUACCUACCUAAUGUAUGUAUACCAUUUGGACAUCUUUAUAAAAUUCACAGGGUAAAAAGUCUAGCAUAAAACGAGUUCGAAGUUUAAAUUGUCUUUUUUUAUAAUAAAGUAAGGUAUUGCCACUCAAAUGUUCAUAUACACAAACGCCACUCAAUUUUAAGACGCUCACAAUAGUUCUAUCGCUACAAGUUCUUUAUAAAAGACAGAGAUAGAACGAUAUUUAAGUACAAUUUAAAAUUGAGUACCGUUUCAGUAUUCGGGCGAAAGUAUUUCUUAAAAUGAGUUAUAUCAUGUCAUUUUUUGUUGUUUAACCGACUUCCCAAAAAGGAGAAGGUUCUCAAUUCAGCCGGUAUGUUUUUUAAUACCUACUUCUCUCUCAAUGAAUUUAUUAUAAACAAAAUGCAAAUAAACGAUAUGAAAUUAUUUAUUCCGUCGAUAAUUUUAUACAAUUGAUUUUGUAAAUUAAUAAUAAUGUUUUGUAAUAAUUUUUAUAUAUUGUAUGAAGUGUAAUCGGCACAGUUCCAUCAAUAUUGUCUUUGUUUAAUUAUUAUGUGAUAACAAUACGAAUUGUGCCAACAAUACAUGGUUCAAAGGGCAAUUAGAUUACAUACAGUUGUUGAUAAUGAGUAGGUAAUUCCCGGAAACCAGCUCUUGAAACUACCCAAAUAUGUUUAAUAAAUUUUCAACUUUAUUGUUAGACAAUAGGGAUGAAAAUCUAUUAAGGGAAAUGGUCAGAUGGGGGUAACUCAAUGUGCUUGUUGUCUGUAAAAUUGUUUUCCGAAUAAAUGGCAAUAUUUAAAUUUGAA
Spodoptera frugiperda (fall armyworm) is the source of this 3581-nucleotide messenger RNA. Its product is annotated as ATP-binding cassette sub-family G member 4. NCBI's taxonomy places the organism in Eukaryota, Metazoa, Arthropoda, Insecta, Lepidoptera, Noctuidae. The transcript is spliced from 12 exons. The record is from RefSeq and is a predicted model, not a curated record. Gene Ontology annotation, cellular component: plasma membrane. Gene Ontology annotation, molecular function: ATP hydrolysis activity; ABC-type transporter activity; ATP binding.